GAUUUCAAUUAUUAUUCGUACGCCGCGCAUAACCUAGCCAUAAUUAAAACGAUGAUAGUUUGCAGUUUUCGCGUUGGAUAAAAUGUUGCUCCCUUCUUAUGUGUUGGACACACGUCACUCCUUAGUUUGUAUUUGAUAGUUGUUUUGGAACGUUAUGCCAUUAUAGAUUGGUGCCACUUGAACAUUUUACCCACAUUGUUGUAUUGAUUAUCCUCUUUCACCAUGGGAUUCAAAAUUUUGGAAUAUCUGCAGCCCUUCUGCUCAUUUUUGCCUGAGGUCUCAAAGCCAGAACGAAAGAUUCAAUUCAGAGAGAAAGUGCUAUGGACUGCCAUAACACUUUUCAUCUUCCUGGUGUGUUGUCAGAUUCCCCUUUUCGGUAUUAUGUCAUCUGAAUCCGCAGAUCCUUUCUACUGGUUGAGAGUUAUUAUGGCUUCUAAUAGAGGAACUCUUAUGGAGUUAGGAAUUUCACCCAUCGUAACAUCAGGUCUUAUUAUGCAGCUUCUUGCUGGAACUAAGAUUAUUGAAGUAGGUGAUUCUGUCAAGGAUCGGGCCCUCUUCAACGGAGCUCAAAAACUGUUCGGUAUGCUGAUAACAGUAUGUCAAGCUAUUGUGUACGUUGUUACUGGUAUGUAUGGUGAGCCCGCUGAUCUCGGAAUGGGAAUCUGUCUGCUUAUCAUUAUCCAGCUCCUCUGUGCCGGACUUAUCGUCCUUCUUCUGGAUGAACUUCUGCAGAAAGGAUACGGUCUCGGAUCUGGUAUUUCUCUGUUUAUCGCUACCAACAUCUGCGAAACUAUCGUCUGGAAGGCGUUCUCACCUGCCACAAUCAACACUGGUAAAGGUACCGAAUUCGAAGGAGCAGUCAUUGCCCUCUUCCAUUUGCUCGCUACCAGGACUGACAAAGUAAGAGGCCUCCGUGAAGCUUUCUACAGACAAAACCUGCCCAACUUGAUGAACCUGAUGGCAACCGUCGCUGUCUUCCUUAUCGUCAUCUACUUCCAAGGUUUCCGAGUGGAUCUACCAAUCAAGUCAGCCCGUUAUCGAGGUCAGUACUCCAGCUACCCCAUCAAGUUGUUCUACACAUCCAACAUCCCCAUCAUCCUUCAGUCUGCUCUUGUCUCUAACAUCUACUUCCUGUCUCAGAUCCUGUCCUCGAAGUUUGCUGGAAAUGUAUUUGUCAACCUCAUCGGAACCUGGGCGGAAAGUGGUUAUCAGAGAUAUCCUAUUGGAGGUUUGUGUUACUACCUGUCCCCUCCUGAGACGAUAGGUCAUAUCAUAACCGAUCCGAUACACGCUAUCAUCUACAUUAUCUUCAUGCUGGGAUCUUGUGCCUUCCUCUCCAAAACCUGGAUUGACGUCAGCGGAUCCUCCGCUAAGGACGUAGCAAGGCAGCUGAGAGACCAGCAGAUGUUGAUGAGAGGACAUCGUGAGAAGAGCAUGGUUCACGAACUCAACAGAUACAUCCCCACUGCUGCUGCAUUCGGUGGUCUCUGUAUUGGAGCUCUCUCAGUACUCGCUGACUUCUUAGGUGCUAUCGGAUCUGGAACUGGAAUUCUGUUGGCAGUUACAAUCAUCUACCAAUACUUCGAGAUAUUCGUAAAGGAGCAGAGCGAAAUGGGAGGAAUGAGCACGCUAUUCUUCUAGACUCACUUUUUUAGAUCACCACACCCACAUCAGUUGCGCUAUCCAACUAACUCGAACUUAGAUCUCCAAAAUACUUAGUCGUUAGCCGUCCGUUUGAGAUUGUGGUUUGUUUUAAUAAGAACUUUUUAACUUAAUUUGAUGGGUUUUACAUCGAGUUGUUGGAUAUGAUCGAAAAAUAAGCUCUGAUUCCAUUGGCCUACCUGCUGGAUCAUGUUAUUUUUGUAGGCGCUGUAAAAUAUUCUGUAUUAUGACACGUUAUUAUUGGUAUUAUUUUUAUUUGUUAUUCCUCAAGUUGUUACAAACGCGUGAGUGAUACAGAAUUAAUGAGUCGACGAAAGCUUUGAAGGAAGAUUGAUAUUUUAACCAUCUUUGUGAUGGGGCCGUCUUGUGUGUACCGGUGUUACGUAUACAAUUAUCAAAUUAUGUUUUAAGAUUAAACGAAACAAUCAA
Molecule: messenger RNA, 2091 nt
Organism: Bolinopsis microptera
Lineage: Eukaryota; Metazoa; Ctenophora; Tentaculata; Lobata; Bolinopsidae
Product: protein transport protein Sec61 subunit alpha
Exons: 11
Coding region: 223-1641 (472 amino acids)
Biological process (GO): SRP-dependent cotranslational protein targeting to membrane, translocation; post-translational protein targeting to membrane, translocation
Cellular component (GO): Sec61 translocon complex; membrane
Molecular function (GO): signal sequence receptor activity; ribosome binding; transmembrane protein transporter activity
Source: RefSeq, a predicted model, not a curated record